Molecule: messenger RNA, 1392 nt
Organism: Drosophila persimilis
Lineage: Eukaryota; Metazoa; Arthropoda; Insecta; Diptera; Drosophilidae
Gene: yellow-h
Product: protein yellow
Exons: 3
Coding region: 1-1284 (427 amino acids)
Cellular component (GO): extracellular region
Source: RefSeq, a predicted model, not a curated record
AUGCAGUCGAACUCUCAAAAGCAGAGCUCCAUUCGUGAAAGUCAGCUUAAGAUUGUAAAUGAGUGGAAAUAUUUGGACUUUGAAUAUCCAACUUUUGUCGAACGCCAACGAGCAAUUAUGAAUGGAGACUUUAUACCGAAGAAUAAUCUUCCUUUGGGCAUUGACGUACAUAAAAACCGAUUAUUUAUUACUACGCCUCGUUGGAAAGACGGCGUACCCGCAAGUUUGGGUACUAUUCCGUUCCCGACGAGGGAAUUAAGUCCAGCAAUUAAACCAUAUCCCAAUUGGGAAGCUCAUGGAAAUCCAUAUAAUCCAGACUGUUCUAAAUUGAUAUCGGUAUAUCGCACUACCGUAGACACAUGUAACAGACUCUGGCUUAUUGAUUCUGGUGUUAUCAACGCCACAAUUAACAUAAAUCAAAUUUGCCCGCCAAAAAUAGUAGCUUUUGAUCUAAACGCAGACAAAACGAUUGUUCGCUAUGACUUGCCUAAAUCGCAAGUUAAAGAGGAUUCUCUGCACUCCAAUAUCAUUGUUGAAGUGGGUAAUCAUUGCGAAGACGCACAUGCAAUUGUAGCAGACGUAUGGCGUUUUGGUCUUAUUGUUUAUAGCUUGGCGAAAAAUAGAAGCUGGCGAGUAACUAACUACAAUUUUGCACCAAAUCCAGUGGCUUCCGACUUUAAGAUAUAUGGAUUGAACUUUCAAUGGCUGGAUGGUGUGUUUGGGAUGAGUAUAUCUUAUGAUCAUCAAAGUAAGCAGCGUGUGCUUUAUUUCCAUCCAAUGGCAAGUUUUAAGGAAUUUAUAGUAUCGACCGAGCUCUUGCUAACCGAAUCUUUAUGGGAAAUUAAUAGUCAGGAUAACGCAAAAUAUUUCUUUUCAAUUGGCGAUCGCGGAUACAAUGGUCAAUCCUCCACAUCUGGAAUUGCUAGAAAUGGUGUAAUGUUCUAUACACAAGUUCAUCGAGAUAACAUUGGUUGCUGGGAUACAGCCAAACCAUACACGCGGGCCAAUUUAGGAAUGCUCCUCGAUCCGGAUGUCUCCUCAACGCUCAUUCAAUUCCCCAAUGAUUUGAAAGUAGACGAAGGAGAAACUCAAAGCGUGUGGAUAAUGAGCAAUCGCUUGCCUAUUUACUUAUAUAGCCAGCUGGACUAUUCAGAAAUAAAUUUCCGCAUUUUAAGGGGUGAUGUCAACAUGAUCAUCAAUAGCACCAUAUGCAAUCCUGCCAACGUAUACGGUAAUGGAUCUAAAUCUGCUAUAGUGUCAAUAAAGGAAGGGCAGUGCUAUUAAACAAAUUGCAGUUACAUUAUAAAUGAGUUUCAAGGCUUAAUGCAAAAAAUACAAAAAAACAUUUAAAAAAAUACUAUGUACGACUUUAUGGCAUUUUAAAUUUGCUUU